ACAAAAUUAAUGGCGGCCCUAAAUUCUCGGAAAUAAAGGUCCAAAAUCCGCGAGAUCUAAUGUGCGUAAUGGAUUGAAACUUGGCAAGAUAUCUAGGAAAGACCUAUUGUGUACGACAAUGUAAAAAAAUGGAUAUCGAGAAUUUCAUCAUAGUGGCACUUUAAGACGGAAGCAAUGCUGACUUCCCGCUGGCAAAUGAUUAUGCAACAAAUGUGAUUUUCAAGAUUUAGUGCUGCGUACAGAAUAGACGAAAAGUUUCUAUGACUUUGCAUUUACACAUUUUGGCUUCUAGCGUGACAAACUAAAUCACGAGCUUGAAGUUUUCGAAGCUCUUGUGAGCGGGAUCAUUUUCAUCAAGACAUGAAGGAAGGACCGAAGCAGCUUGCAUCUUAAACUGAGACGUAAUUAAUUUUCCUGAGACAACAAAGGGGCAAAACAUAGGCCGGAUCGAAUGGGGAACAGUCUGCAUUUCUUCCAGAAUUAUCAAAGUAUACCUCUGACACUGCAUGGAAGACAUAAGAAAUUUAAAGACUUUUUGCAGGAUAAGUGAAGGGACAGAUUAAGGCCCAAUUGCUGUAAAAACGUCUGUCGUUGAUUUAUGAUAAGGUGGAUGGGAUUCUCAACUGCGGUAAUUUGUUUCUGCUCAAUUAAAUCUGUUACGAGAAGCGGCAAUAGAAGUAAAAGAUAGAAAAAGCUGAUUCGAGCUACAUUCGAUUUUUGUUCUUGCAGAGUAAUUAUAAUACUCUGGUGUUACAUCAGUUCAUUCCAAAAAGAGUUAUUCCUUUCUGCUUCCCUCCAUGUACACUGAGAACAUUUUACUUUACUGACAUGAAUCGACGCACAUGUGAUAAGAGCGAACCCGCCCCCCUCCCCCUCUCCCCUCAAAAGUUGCGAUAUAAAAAGCCUGCUAAAUGCUUAAGUCGGUGACGAUCCAAGUUUAUUACUUUGGGAACUUAGAGAUCUGGCAUAAAUAGUUUCAGCAUAUGCGCAAUACUGUGAUGGCUAAAGGAAGCACUAAACUGAUAGAACUCCAAGUCAAGAUGGAUGUACUGAGACGUGACAUUGAAUUCUCAUGCGCUGCAAGAAAUAUCCAACAGAAAACCGCACCAAGUCUUUACCUGAAUUUGUGUACGUGUUUUUAAAUUUUAAAUAUAAGCCAAUUUUGCUGUCAGAAACAACCAUUUCUGGGACUGGAAAGGAUGAGUCCGGAAGACUGCCAUUAAAAAAUAAGAAGUGUUAACACUAAUACGAGGUCAAUGUCACAGUAGACGAGAUGAAACGAUGGAGUCAGGUGUAAAAUACUAAUACAUCCUUAAUAUCAAGUUGAAUAUGAGGAAACAUUCGGCUGCCGUCAAAUAGUAUAAAAAAGGUUCGCCGUUGGAUUUGCAGCCAUUCUCAAUCGAGAAAGGUACAAGUCCUCUGCUAAAAGAAGAACGAAGAACUGUCGCCAUUUUGUUACAAGAGUAAAGAAAUGGAGUUCAAUGUCUUCCUUCUGUGUUUUGCCGUCUUUGUUGCUGCCUCAUCUGCGGCGACUGUCUGUAAAUGUGAAGACAAAGAGGAUCCCGUUAGUAAACCAGUGUCAAAAUACACAUUGAAGAUGAACAAAGACGGCAAGGAUUAUGAGGAACAGGUUGAAGUUGACACUGAGAAAGAAACAGAGACUUUUCACGUGCCAAAGACUUCACCCGAUGACGAAGCGGGAGAUAUCGUCUACGACUUUAAGAAGAAUAUGACCAUGGUCCAUUUGCCAGCGACCAAUUCCUGCUUUUUGAGCGAUUCAACCGAUGAUGUCCCUAAGCCAGCCGCCUUAGUGAAACUGCUGGUAACUUCAAGUUUGUAUUGCUUACUCUACAGUAACGAACCGUGAUAGUAUUCGAAAUGAAACAAAUAAA
Messenger RNA from Orbicella faveolata, 1892 nucleotides. RefSeq lists its product as uncharacterized. The record is from RefSeq and is a predicted model, not a curated record. Lineage: Eukaryota; Metazoa; Cnidaria; Anthozoa; Scleractinia; Merulinidae.